AGAGAGAGAGAUUUUCUUUCGAGAGAGAGAGAUUUUCUUUCGGAUCCGUGGUGUCGCAGCUGCAGAGUUCUGGUCUCUGAUGGACGCUGGAACACGGAAUCAGACUCUGAGAGACCAGAGAACUGGAUCCGGCUGAGGAGGACUGGAUCCGGCUGAGGAGGACUGGAUCCGGCUGGGCUGGAUGGGAUCACGCCGGCUGCGCUGCUGGCUGGAGGAACCAUGCGCAGCUUCUCCUCAGUCCUCCUGCUGCUGGUUCUGUUCGGGUUCUGCAGCAGCACAACUUUCCCAGCUAAUAUCAACAUCGGAGGCCUUUUCCCACCCGGCUCCCAUGAGUAUGAGGUCUUUCGCUUUGCUCUGGCCCAAUACCAGGACGUCGCCAAACUGGUGCCACAGGUGGACAUGGUGGACACUGGCAGCAGCUUCGCCAUGACCUACGCCUUUUGCUCGCAGUUUUCUAAGGGCGUGUAUGCCAUCAUGGGUCUGUACGACCGGCGGACUGUUAACAUGCUGAUGUCCUUCUGCGGCUCGCUGCACGUCUGUUUCAUCACACCGUCCUUUCCUGUCCACACCAACAACCAGUUUGUGCUGCAGCUCAGGCCCCAGCUGCAGGAACCCCUCAUGGCCCUGCUGGAGAACUUUGACUGGACCAGGUUCGUCUACAUGUACAGCUCUGACUCAGGUCUGGCGGUUUUGCAGAGGAUCUUGGACACGGCUGCAGAGCGGAGCUGGCAGGUGACGUCUGUUAACUUGGACACGCUGACAGAAUCAGCCUUCAUCAAGCUGCUGAGUGACCUCGACUACAAGAAGGACUAUCAGAUCAUCAUCGACUGUGAGCUCGACCGGCUCAACUCCAUCCUCAAUCUGAUCGCGGCUCAGAGGAGAAGCUUGAAGAACUAUCACUACAUCCUGGCCAAUCUGGGCUUCCUGGACCUGAACUUCACUGAGUUUCAGAAACUGGCACCAAAUGUAACUGGUUUCCAGUUGGUGAACUGGUCUGAUCCAGAUACGCUGAAGAUCAACCAGGAGUGGAUGGAGUUUGACAGCAAAGACCUGAAGCUGACCCACAGGAGGCUCAGGUACACAGGAGCUCUGACCUAUGACGGUGUGAGCAUCAUGGCAACGGCCUUCCAAAACAUGCGGCGGCAGCGGAUUGACAUCUCUCGCCGUGGCAAUGCAGGGGAGUGUCUCGCCAACCCCCCGGCUCCCUGGGGACAGGGCAUCGACAUCCAGCGAGCCCUGCAACAGGUGCGCCUGGAGGGUCUGACGGGUCAUGUUCAGUUUGACGAGCGCGGCCACAGAACCAACUACACGGUGUCGGUGAUGGAGCUGCGACACACUGGACCCACGAAGAUCGGUUACUGGAACAAGAAGAGAGGCUACAUCAGCACAGCCAUCUACAGGCCGGCGGUGGAGGACUUCUUCUACGGGCUGCAGAACCGCACCUACAUCAUCACCACCAUCCUGGAAGCUCCCUACAUGAUGCUGAAGAAGAACCACGAGCAGUUUGUAGGAAACGAUAAAUAUGAGGGUUACUGUGCUGAGCUGGCCUCAGAGAUUGCCAAACACGUCGGCUUCACCUACCGACUGGAGCUGGUGGGCGACGGAAAGUACGGCGCCAGAGACCCUGACACCAAGAUGUGGAACGGCAUGGUGGGAGAGCUGGUGUACGGGAAGGCUGAUGUGGCGGUGGCCCCGCUCACCAUCACUCUGGUUCGUGAGCAGGUGAUUGACUUCACCAAACCCUUUAUGUCUCUGGGAAUCUCCAUCAUGAUCAAGAAGCCCACCAAGUCCAAGCCUGGUGUCUUCUCCUUCCUCGACCCGCUGGCCUACGAGAUCUGGAUGUGUAUCGUGUUUGCCUACAUCGGCGUCAGUGUGGUGCUCUUCCUGGUGAGUCGAUUCAGUCCAUAUGAACUGAAAAUGGAAGAAUCCGAUGAUGAAAAUGAAACUCCGCCCUCGUCUGGGUCUCGACAAGCCGCACAGACGUCCUCUGAGCUCACUCACUCUCCAGGUGCGUCCCAGACUCAGAACCAGAACCAGAAUCAGAACCAGAGCCUGCAGAAAGAAAAGGACACGCCUGAACACACCAAUGACUUUGGGAUCUUUAACUCUCUGUGGUUCUCGCUCGGGGCCUUCAUGCAGCAGGGCUGCGACAUCUCCCCCAGGUCUCUCUCAGGUCGCAUUGUGGGAGGAGUCUGGUGGUUUUUCACACUGAUUAUCAUUUCCUCGUACACAGCCAACCUGGCAGCGUUCCUCACUGUGGAGCGGAUGGUGUCACCCAUAGAGAGCGCUGACGACCUCGCCAAACAGACAGAAAUUGCCUACGGCACUCUGGACGGAGGUUCCACCAAAGAGUUCUUCAAGCGAUCAAAGAUCGCCGUGUUUGAGAAGAUGUGGUCGUACAUGCGCAGCGCGGAUCCUUCAGUGUUCGUCAAGACCACCACAGAGGGCGUGAUGCGGGUCCGCAAGUCCAAGGGGAAGUAUGCCUACCUGCUGGAGUCAUCUAUGAAUGAGUACAUCGAGCAGCGGAAGCCCUGCGACACCAUGAAAGUCGGAAGCAACCUGGACUCCAAAGGCUACGGCGUGGCCACGCCCAAAGGGUCGGCGCUCAGAAACCCCGUUAACUUGGCAGUGUUAAAACUGAACGAGCAGGGCCUGUUGGACAAAUUGAAAAACAGAUGGUGGUAUGACAAGGGAGAGUGCGGCAUCGGGGGAGGGGACUCCAAGGACAAGACGAGCGCUCUCAGCCUGAGCAAUGUGGCGGGAGUGUUCUACAUUCUGAUUGGUGGACUCGGCCUGGCCAUGCUGGUGGCACUGAUCGAGUUCUGCUAUAAAUCCAGGAUUGAGUCUCGAAGGAUGAAGGAGCUGAUCGACGCCGCCAUGAUGACCACCAGCCUGGGUGCAAUGGCGGGAGGAGGAGGCGGCACUCCAGGAGUGGGCGGGUUAGGAGGAGUAGGGGGCGGAGCCUCGGGGUUGGGAGGUGAGAAUGGACGAGUGGUGGCGCACGACUUCCCAAAGGCUGGAGCUCAGGGUUUGCCCUGUAUGAGCAAGGCAGCAGGUCUGGGACUGUCCUCAACGGGCAUGUGACCAGAACUGAGAUGCCCCAUUGGUCAGAAGGUUCCUGUCUGUCUGUCUGUCUGUCUUCUGUAGGAAUGCUGAGAUGAAGAAAGAACAAACACAGAAAAGGAGGA
Molecule: messenger RNA, 3188 nt
Organism: Thalassophryne amazonica
Lineage: Eukaryota; Metazoa; Chordata; Actinopteri; Batrachoidiformes; Batrachoididae
Gene: gria1b
Product: glutamate receptor, ionotropic, AMPA 1b
Exons: 18
Coding region: 220-3084 (954 amino acids)
Biological process (GO): synaptic transmission, glutamatergic; modulation of chemical synaptic transmission
Cellular component (GO): dendritic spine; plasma membrane; AMPA glutamate receptor complex
Molecular function (GO): AMPA glutamate receptor activity; transmitter-gated monoatomic ion channel activity involved in regulation of postsynaptic membrane potential
Source: RefSeq, a predicted model, not a curated record